AUGUCAUCUUGGGAUCUUCUGGACGACAAGGAGGAAGCGGAGCUCCAUAAGUCGCGACUGGUGAAUAUUGAAGAAAAGCCCUUCAAGCGCAUCACAAAGAGGCUCGCCUCCAUCUCUGCCAUAGCAAAUUCACGAACGAAGCAACAACCUAGCCCGCCACCAGAGGGCGCCAAUGGCGAGAAGGAAACUGAUGCGGAACCAAAGGAGGAGGCUACCGCCCAGGAGCUCCGCGAGAUCGACCAAAUCAAGGACGACCUGACUCUUGAUUUCGCCGCAUUCGACAGUAGCAUCGCCCGCCUGCAAUUCCUCCUCGAUGCCAAUGUCCGCGAGCGCGAGCGCUACAAAGCCGACCAGCAGCGCAUUCUUGAAGAAUGUCAAAGUGUGCGGGAUAACAACACGCGGCUUCGGGAACAACUUGACGGCGCCAAAGCCACGCUGACCCAGCGCAAGGAGUACGACAAGUUGGCAAACGCACUCAUGGCAAAGGGUCUGAGACCACGCGGCGAGCAGGUGACAAAUCUGAAGAAGCUUGAGGAGGAAAUCCGCGACCUCGAGCGUGAAAGCGAGACGUACGGCGUGACAUGGCGCGAGCGGCGUGACCAGUUCAGCAAGAUCAUGGACGAGGGCAUGCUGUUGCGCAGGCAGAUUCGCGACGAAAAGGAGGAAGUUGAAAGACGGGAGGGAAUGAACGAGGACGAGGAGGAUGGCGAGGCCUCGAGAGGCGGACAGACGCCGCGACAUGUUUCGAGCGGUAAUGUCACACCUCAUCCCGACAGCGGCGCCAUACCGAGAGCGACAUCUGGCCAGGAUGGCCAUUCAGAAGAUCACGGAGAAGGAUUAAAGCCGCGAUCUGGCGGACUAGGAAGCUUUUCUCGGUCUGGCAGCGCGGUGCCGAGCCAGAGCGAAACGCCUCAUCCUAAUCUAGACGAUGAUGAGAUUGAAGAAGGAGAGGAUGUUGAGAUGGAUGAUCAGCAGGACGCCCAGCCCGCUUCAGGAGGCGACACACCUCAGAUUACAGUGGAUGCACCGGAGAGGAUGGAGGUUGACAAUUAA
Molecule: messenger RNA, 1053 nt
Organism: Colletotrichum truncatum
Lineage: Eukaryota; Fungi; Ascomycota; Sordariomycetes; Glomerellales; Glomerellaceae
Product: THO complex subunit mft1
Biological process (GO): mRNA processing
Cellular component (GO): THO complex part of transcription export complex
Source: RefSeq, a predicted model, not a curated record